Messenger RNA from Micromonas pusilla CCMP1545, 213 nucleotides. RefSeq lists its product as uncharacterized. The transcript has a single exon. The record is from RefSeq and is a predicted model, not a curated record. Lineage: Eukaryota; Viridiplantae; Chlorophyta; Mamiellophyceae; Mamiellales; Mamiellaceae. The coding region runs from base 1 to 213 and encodes 70 amino acids.
AUGGAACGGCCCUCAGCGUGCGGCUCGCUCGCGCGGUUCGUCACCGCGUACGCCUCCACCGGCGGCGGCGGGCAUCUGACGUCGCACGAGCGAACGUUCCUCGCGAUCGCGUGGACGCCGAAGGCGACGGUCCAGGCUGCGCUGAGGCGCGUUCACCUGUAUUCACACUGGUCCCCGUACGACCGCGUCGGCGCGGUGAACGCCGAUCCUUAA